Molecule: messenger RNA, 1146 nt
Organism: Brenthis ino (lesser marbled fritillary)
Lineage: Eukaryota; Metazoa; Arthropoda; Insecta; Lepidoptera; Nymphalidae
Source: the annotation of a GenBank genome assembly
AUGCCCGAGUCACUUUCCGUUUGUUUUUUUGUCAACUCGGGAUCUGAGGCCAAUGAUCUAGCCUUAAGAUUAGCUCAAGUUCAUACUAAGAAGAAAGAUGUCAUCACACUCGACCAUGCAUAUCAUGGACACCUUACGUCUAUGAUUGAUGUAUCUCCAUACAAACUAAACCUACCCGGAGGGCCAGACAAGCCAGAUUGGGUUCAUGUGGCACCGGUUCCAGAUGUAUAUCGAGGUAAAUAUACGUAUCCAAAAGAUUCUUCAUCAGAAGAGGAGCUAGGAAGUAUGUAUGCAGAAGAAGUUGGCAUCAUUUGUGAAAGAGUUAAGAGAGAAAAAGGCGGUGUUUGCGCUUUUAUAGCAGAGAGCCUUCAGAGCUGUGGAGGUCAAAUUAUUCCUCCGAAAGGCUAUUUUAAGCGUGUGUACGAAUAUGUGAGAGAGGCGAAUGGGUUGUGUAUUGCUGAUGAAGUGCAAGUUGGUUUCGGCCGAGUGGGCUCCCACAUGUGGGCCUUUGAAGCACAAGACGUCGCGCCGGACAUUGUCACGAUGGGCAAGCCGAUGGGCAACGGCCAUCCGGUCGCUGCCGUCGUCACUACUCAAGAGAUCGCAAAAAGUUUUGCCGACACUGGUGUGGAGUAUUUUAAUACGUAUGGUGGUAAUCCAGUAUCCUGCGCUAUCGCAAACGCCGUUCUAGACGUAAUAGAAGAGGAAGGUCUCGUGGAGCGCGCGCGUAGAGUCGGCCGUUAUCUUCUCACGCGAUGCGAAGGUUUGAAACGUAAACAUGAGCUUGUCGGUGACGCGCGCGGGAAGGGACUUUUUGUUGGAGUGGAACUGGUAACUGACAGGGAGACCAGGACACCGGCUACGGCUGAGGCCGAACAUAUCGUAAAUAGGAUGAGAGAAGAAAAAAUUUUGAUCAGCCGAGAUGGACCAGACAAUAAUGUGUUGAAAUUUAAGCCUCCCAUGGUUUUUACUUCCACAGAUGUAGACAGAUUAGUGGACACUCUUGACAGAAUUCUGUAUGAACUGGAUGAGAGUACUAAACCAGUGAAUGUUAAGUUAGAGGUCUUGGUAACCCCUAUCAGUGAUGGAGUGCAAAGCAAUGACUUAAAAUUGAAAAACAGCAUACAACAACAUAUAAAGUCUGUG